UAUUUCGAUAAUGCGAUGCAACACAAUGAUCCAUACUAGGACCUCUUCUCCAUUCUUUCUCAUUCAACCCAUUCGGGGUGUAAACAAACAUUUGAAGGAUGCCGACGUGUCAGCGAAGACAUUGAGCAUAGCAAAUUUGAUCAAAAUGACGAGCCCAAAUAGCAGCGAUAAGACCAUGAAGCUUGUGAGCCUGGUGACACUCACAGUACAAAAUGCGGCUGUUGCUCUUAGCAUGCGUUAUUCCAGAACUCGAAAUGGUGACAUGUUUAUUGCAUCCACAGCUGUGCUGAUGGCAGAAGUUGUCAAGCUCAUUGCUUCCUUGUAUCUGUCUAUAAGAAGUGAGGCUUCUCUACCAGCUGGGAUCAUGUCGGUAUAUGUGCAUGUUUGGAAGAACAAAGUUGACACUCUCAAAGUCAGCCUACCAGCCUUUAUAUAUCUCAUUCAAAACAAUCUUCUCUAUGUGUCAGCUUCCAACUUGGAUGCAGCAACAUAUCAGGUGACGUACCAGUUGAAGAUUCUGACGACGGCGAUGUUCGCGGUGCUGAUGCUGGGGCGCAGCCUGCACAAGCUACAGUGGGUGGCGCUCGUGCUGCUCUGCAUCGGCGUUGCUCUCGUUCAGCUCGCUGCAACCACCGUAGCCGUUGUCGGGUCUGUGGAGCAGAACAAGCUGCUGGGCGUGGGGGCUGCGAUAGGCGCCUGCUUCUGCUCAGGCUUUGCUGGCAUUUACUUCGAGAAGAUCUUGAAGGGCUCCGAUGUUUCCAUUUGGAUGAGGAACGUCCAGCUUUCACUGGCUUCCAUGCCGCUUGGUCUACUCACGUGCCUCGCCACCGACUGGACAGAGAUCAAAAACAAGGGCUUCUUCUUUGGCUACGACGCCUACGUGUGGUACUUGGUGGUUCUCAACGCCACGGGAGGACUUCUUGUUGCCAUGGUCGUCAAGUACGCCGAUAACAUCCUCAAGAACUUUGCCACGUCUCUCGCCAUCGUCCUUUCCAUGCUCGUGUCCAUAAUGUUCCUGGGCUUCUCAAUAAACUUCCAGUAUAUUGUGGGCACCGUCUUUGUCAUCGGGUCUAUUUUCCUGUACAGCUACCAGCCUCCUAAAAAGCCUACAGUCGCCACCAUACCGCCUGAUGAUACUGGAUUCAACUCAGGCCUGAAACAUUUGAAGAGGAAUUGACGCAGUCCUGCAUCGUCUGCUGCCUGUUGCGGAUGGAUAGGUUCAUGAACCGUUUGAAUAAUAGAAUACACUGGGUCAACUUUAAUGAACAAAAUCACAUUGUUCUCAUAUUUUACUCACUGGGUCAACUCACACACUGUGAGUUGACCCAGUCAACAGUGAGUUGACCCAGUCUGUGUGACAGAACAAUGUGUAAUCACUGGGUCAACUUUAAUGAACAAAAUGACAUUGUUCUCAUAUUUUACUGCUGUUCUCACUAGAAUUAGAAGCAAAAAUUAAAUAGUAUAUAAGUGGUGCACAUUGGUAACUUAGUUGGAAAGUGUAAUGGAGGUAUAAUCUCGAAAAAUAUAUUUCAUAUAAAUACGCGUACUUAUUAUAUCUUAUUUGCGUUAAUAGCAAAUCUAUCAAGAAUUCAGAAUGGACAAAAACCCCAAGUAAAUUAAAAGAAAUGUCAUUGAAAUAGUUUUGGUUCUCUUUGGUUCCUAGAUAGCGAUGAGCGCAGAACGAAUCGGCACACGUUGUAUUGAUGUCGCUUAACUUCAUAAGAGUUUCUAAAAACUACAAUCUUGAUUUUAUGUAUAAAUUCAUGAGAUUCGAAUUUGGCGGUCGUCUUCCACGAAAAGUUCUCAGUUACUAUUUAUACCGCUAGAUCUUGCGAUUUGAGCGUAAACAAUAAUCUAUUUCACCUAAUAAUGAUAUUACGUACCAGUAUUAUUUAGUGAGUAGGGUUGGGCUAUGGAGGCUGCGAACGUCGAUUAUGCAUUGAACAUCUAUUGCUUUAACAAAGAUUCUUCGACGGGAAUGUACCUUUUGUUAAAAAUAAUGUUCCCUGUUUUUAUGAUAGUGCAAAUACUUUAUGAAUAGAAUUAGAAAUUUUCGGGUUAUCAAUUUACUGUUACUUAAAAAUAUAAGUGUUGUUUUCAUCUCCCUCUUCAUUUAUUACUGUUUUUUUAUUUUAUUCGUAAAAUUCUGGAGUUCCAAGAAAUCACUUUAAUGUAAAUGAUUUAAAAAAACGCACAAUAGAAUUAAACAUUUUUUAUCGCUUAAAUAAGACCACCUGACAUUUGGAAAAUGUUUCGGCACGUUUAAAUUUUAUUUAAAUGUUAAAAUUCUAAACUUCAGUAUAUAUUCCACCAUAACCCAUUGCUCCAAUUGACACUGAAGUUGUGCAUGCCUAGCAGUAUAUGCAUAAAUUUACUUUAUAUAUCUUCAUGUGUACAUGUACUGCGUUCUAUACUGAAAUUCAAAGCUGAAAAUUGUAAAAUGUUUUACCUAUCUUUAUUUGAGUAUCUGCCUGCAUAAGUUCUGCAUCGCUUGCUUAACAUUAUUUAUUACAGAUAAUAAUUGGGUAAUUGUGGUUUUGAAUGUAUAAGUUAAAUUUGUUGAGUUGCGUUGAAUACCAAGUUAAGUAGGAUUCGUCAAGUACCAAUGAUGUUGUCUGGUAUUCCAUGUAAGUGAUUCCCCUGCAAUGUUGAUACAUAUAUAGCGGCUUCACUAAUUAACUUUUCUUUAAACAAUAAAAUUUUAAUUAUAGUCUUUACAAUAAAGUAAUGAAACAACACUAAGUGCACAAUGUAAAUGCAUAUAAUUUUUCAUAGAAGCCGAAUAUGAGUAACGAUUAAAAUCAGUCAAGAUCAGGCAAAGGGACCAAUGCUGCUGCGUCGGUUAUCUUGAAGUUUUACAAUAAGUAAACCGCAAUAAAUGAGUUGUAUUUUACUCUACGCAGCUUCUAUAUUUUGCAUUAUAUAUUAGCUUAUGGUGAAGUGUGAACAAGGAUACGUUUUUGAGUUUAAUUUAUCUAAAAAAUUUGUUAGAGAUUAAUGCUCACUGUUUAGAUUGUCGAUCCAGCGGUCCUUCUCCAGCUGCGGCAGAAAUAGUUCGUAGGUAAUACGAACUAAUAGUCACCCUAAUCACGAUGAUUUACUCUAAUCACGAUGAUUUAUCCUAAUCACGAUGAUUUAUCCUAAUCACGAUGAUUUAUCCUAAUCACGAUGAUUUAUCCUAAUCACGAUGAUUUAUCCUAAUCACGAUGACUUAUCCUAAUCACGAUGAUUUACCCUAAGCACGAUUAUUUACCCUAAUCACGAUGAUUUACCCUAAUCACGAUUAUUUACCCUAAUCACGAUGAUUUACCCUAAUCACGAUUAUUUA
Molecule: messenger RNA, 3328 nt
Organism: Hyalella azteca
Lineage: Eukaryota; Metazoa; Arthropoda; Malacostraca; Amphipoda; Hyalellidae
Product: UDP-galactose translocator
Exons: 8
Coding region: 11-1177 (388 amino acids)
Biological process (GO): pyrimidine nucleotide-sugar transmembrane transport
Cellular component (GO): Golgi membrane
Molecular function (GO): UDP-galactose transmembrane transporter activity
Source: RefSeq, a predicted model, not a curated record